AUGGCCAGCAACGUCGAAGCAUGGACAUUAAUGUCCUUGGGUCUGUUCACUAUCUUUGUGCGUAUAUCCGUACGAUGGAAGCUAGUGGGACCUUCCAACUUCCAGCUCGAUGACUAUCUGAUGCCAUUGGCCGGGGUCUGCUUCAUUCUCGAAACGAUAGCCGCAUACCUUGUUGGGGCGAAAUUCGAGGGCCUUACCAAUAGCUUCAUGACGGACGAGCAGCGAGCAACCCUGGACAGUAGUUCCCUUGAAUGGUCGCAUCGCGAGGCCGGUUCCAAAAUCCAGAUCAUCGGAUGGUCUUUGUAUGUGGCCAUUCUCUGGCUGAUCAAGUUUAGCCUGGCGGUCUUCUACUCCCGACUGACGACUGGCCUCCAACACCUCCCGACCCGCGUUCGUGUGGCAUACGUCAUCCUGGGUGUUACAUGGCUUGCAACACAACUGUCCCUCCUUUUGUCCUGUCAGCCUUUCCACGCCUUUUGGCAAAUCACCCCGAACCCCGGAAACUUCUGCCAACCAACAAUCUCCCGUGUCUAUGUUUUGCUUACUGUUAUUCUCAACAUCCUCACUGAUGUCUACCUUCUUUCGAUUCCACUCCCCCUUCUCUGGACCGUGAAUAUUGGUCUUAAACGGAAGAUUCCACUCAUGGCUCUAUUUUCCGGCGCCGCCUUUGUUAUCAUCGCCGGUAUCAUUCGUGCGGCUACAAUUAUGAGCAACAGCCCCGAUGGCGCCGUUGCGGGUUCCCAAUGGGCCUGCCGUGAGACAUUUGUCUCAAUCGUUGUGUCAAACCUUCCCAUCAUUCAACCGUUGAUCCGCAGAGGAUUCAAGAAGAUUGGUCUUUCGCAACUGUUCAGCUCCUCAGGCAAGAACUCACAGUCUUACCCACUAUCCAGUCAUGGUCUGCAGACCAUGACAGGUCGUGAUAAGAAAAGCAAGACAAGUGCUGCGGCGCCUUCUCACAUGCAGGCAUCUGCAUGGGGCAGCGAUGAGCACAUUCUUGCAGAGUCUGAGCCAUCUUCCAAAGAUAUUACAGUCGUCUCGGAGACUGUUGUACAAAGUGAACCGUGGGCUGUGCAGGGAACCUCUGGUGGGGGUCACUCGACAUCACCCAAAGAGUGGAACAGCCGGCUAUCCCAUCGGUGA
Penicillium salamii is the source of this 1140-nucleotide messenger RNA. The record is from the annotation of a GenBank genome assembly. Lineage: Eukaryota; Fungi; Ascomycota; Eurotiomycetes; Eurotiales; Aspergillaceae.